AUGGAUGGCCCUCGAUCUAGCGGCCUCCGCAAGAAGAGGAAGUCAAGGUCAGUGAGGGAUCGGGACAGGAGAUCAAAUGGGAUACGGAACAACCACGUCAAGGGCUCCGUCUUUCGCUUCUCCUCUGACUCAGAGCGGGAGGGCGACAGGGAGCCCUCUUCAUCCCGCCCUCGACCCCCUAGAAGAAAGCGAAAGGAGUCUACUUCUGCUGAAGAGGACAUCAUCGAUGGCUUUUCCAUCACUGGAUUUGUCACCUUGGAGGCUCUGGAGAAGAACCUGACACUGAAGCCCCAGGAGUGCAGAGACAACCAGGCGGGGCCCCUGCAUAAGAAAAAGGCCGCCAGGGUCCCCAACGGCUUGAGCCUGGAGCCCUGCAAGAACAAUCACCACCACCAACAGCCUUCAGACCAGGAGAACAACCCCCGGCUGGCACACACACAAGGCAAGAGGAAGAAGAAACACCCGAACAAGAGACACACAAUGGCGCUGUAG
Plectropomus leopardus (leopard coralgrouper) is the source of this 492-nucleotide messenger RNA. The record is from RefSeq and is a predicted model, not a curated record. Lineage: Eukaryota; Metazoa; Chordata; Actinopteri; Perciformes; Serranidae.